Molecule: messenger RNA, 3065 nt
Organism: Melanotaenia boesemani (Boeseman's rainbowfish)
Lineage: Eukaryota; Metazoa; Chordata; Actinopteri; Atheriniformes; Melanotaeniidae
Gene: b4galt1l
Product: DP-Gal:betaGlcNAc beta 1,4- galactosyltransferase, polypeptide 1, like
Exons: 6
Coding region: 468-1505 (345 amino acids)
Biological process (GO): protein N-linked glycosylation; carbohydrate metabolic process
Molecular function (GO): cytoskeletal protein binding; beta-N-acetylglucosaminylglycopeptide beta-1,4-galactosyltransferase activity
Source: RefSeq, a predicted model, not a curated record
AUUUCGUCACCGCACGUAUUGGUGUCCUCGGUGGAGAAAUGAAAAGUUUGUCCACUGUCUUCUAUGUGUCUCGAGUCGUUGUUUUAACAAACUGUCUGACGGAGUUUUGGGAACUUUUCAUGUUUUUUGUUGUUUUAGUCGGAACCGUUUAACGGAGACACGGAGUUCCUUCCUGCUGACUGUACCCCGUGAACUCCUCCUACUGUAAACAUAGCGGAAACUAACUUUAUUCGCUCUUAUCUGAAUGUGACAGAGCCCCAACUUCUGCUCGGCUUCAGCCCUCAGUUCUAUCUGGGUCAUAUGACCCAGAAAUUUUUUAACUUUUCACCCGAAAUUGACUAAGAUGGAUCGUGAGAGCAGCUAACAGUCGGUCUGUGGAGAACCGGGGGAAACAGCCGAAGUUUAUCGCCCUUGUUGAAGCCAGAUUUGCAGGUUUAGCUCGUUUCUCCCGGAGCCGCUCGGCCAGGAUGACCGGAGACUCGUCUGUGAACUUCAACGUCCUCAACCGGAUCUGCAAGCUGGUGGUGGUCCUCUGCUUCCUUCACAUCGCCGUCAUUUUUGUCUUUUACGUCCGCUCCAUGGACUCCCCGUUCGGCUUCCGGAGCCAGCAUUCAACUAGAAAUGACACGAAGCGGCAGGAGGCCGCGGUGGAGCCCGCGGAGCAGGCGGAGCAGGCGACAGAGAUCAAGCUGGAGAAAUGUCCGGAGACGUCACCCCUACUGGUGGGUCCUCUGCGGGUUGAGUUUAACACCCACGUGAGCCUGGACCAGAUUAAAAAGGACAACCCCAACGUCCAGCUGGGGGGUCGGUACCAACCCAAAGACUGUGAGGCGCUCCAGAAGGUGGCCAUCAUCAUCCCGUUCCGUAAUCGGGACGAACACCUGAAGUUUUGGCUCCACUACCUCCACCCGAUCCUGCAGAGACAGCAGCUGGACUACGGAGUCUACAUCAUCAACCAGGAGGGGGAUGAGACCUUCAACCGGGCCAAACUUCUGAAUGUGGGCUAUGUGGAGGCUCUGAAGGAGUAUGACUACGACUGCUUCGUGUUCAGUGACGUGGACCUGAUCCCCAUGGACGACCGGAACAUCUACAGGUGCUUCCAGCAGCCGCGCCACCUGUCCGUGUCCAUGGAUAAGUUUGGCUACAGGUUACCGUACAAUCAGUACUUUGGAGGCGUGUCCUCGAUGAGUAAAGACCAGUACCUGAAGAUCAACGGCUUCCCCAACAACUACUGGGGCUGGGGGGGCGAGGAUGACGACAUCUACAACAGGUUGUCCUUCAGAGGGAUGUCCAUCUCCAGACCCGACGGGGAGGUCGGGAAGUGUCGCAUGAUCAGACACGACCGGGACAGACAGAACGAUCCCAACCCUCAGAGGUUUGACCGGAUCGCUCACACCAGGGAUACGAUGGACAAAGAUGGGCUCAACACUCUGACCUACCAGCUGGUCUCUGUGGAGAAACUGGACCUGUACACCAAGAUCACAGUGAAUGUGGGGAAGCCUUAAAGUGGUCCCGGUAGAACCGGAGCUGGAACCAUGCAGUACAAACCACAUGCUGCCUCUGACACUUGAAGCUUUAAGUUCUGGUUCUGGUCUGCUUGGACCGGACCUGCUGGUUUUUGCACAGACUGAUCUUUUAUGGGUUUUUUUUUUUAGUGGGCCAACUCUGUUCUGAUUGGUGAGCUGGAACCAGUCAGUUGCUUUAUUUAAAAAUUAGGAUGAAUCGGACCGGGCCUGCAGGAUAGGUUCUUCAGUUGUGGUGGUGUUGGGGGUGGUGGGUAAACAGGUGGAGGGGGCUUAGAUCUGGUUCUGGUUCAGUUGGGAACAAGAGGUUUGGUACCAGCAGCUCUUGGAUUUCUGACCAAUCCUGUCAGAGCUGGCCGAACUGUCUGACGAGCUGAUUGGACGUAACCUGGUUCUGACCUGGAGAGUUCUGAAUGUUGGACCGAACCUGGUUUUCAGCCUCAUCUCACAGCACCGAGUGUCAUGCACAGAGUGGGACCGACUCGGGCCUGAAGACGUUCCUGGCCCCAGUCCUGGUACUGGUCCUGGUUCUGGUCCACUGUGGAAGUUGGAGCAGUCUUGAGUGAGGUGGAUCGGAACUUGUCCUGGACCGCACCCCGCAACUGUUUGGUUCUACAGAAGGCAGGUGUGGGAAUGGACUGUUUCGAUGACAACCCUCGUGUUAGUGUAAGCUUGAUUAUAACUAGUGAACAUCGGAACAUGGAUCAGAUCAUUAAUCUGAUUAUUGAUCCGAUUGCUUCAGUUCAAUAGUUGUGAUCAGUCAGCUGUUGCUGGCUCCGCCCCCUACAUGAACACUUGAGUAGACCCACAGCUGAUGGUUAAACCAAAGGACAAAUCUGGAUGUGUUAGUCUCCAUGACAACUGAACAAACUCCACCUCCAGAGGAAGUUGUGAGGCAGUGGUUACCAUGGAAACAACCAGCUCAAGCUUAUUAGUUUCAGUUAACCAGAUCAGGGAUUUUACAAGAACCGGGUCAGGGACUGUACCAGAACCAGUUAAAGUGAGAACCUGCGGACAAGAUCCAGAUCAGGACCAGGUCUAAACUCUAUCCUGUUACAGUGAUUGAAAAUCAGUUCUGAUCAGUGAUCAGCUGUUUGAUCACCUGUGAUUAUUAAUGAAUGUGCUGAUUAAUCGAUUGAUCCAUUUGUGGAGGCAGUAAAAGCUGCUUGAUCAAUUCAACCAAAUAAUCAAGAACUUGAUCAGGAAAAUGUAGUAACUGACUGAUUAUUGAUUAUCUAAGUGUCCUUACUGCAGCUGUUGGUACCAAAGACUUUAUUGAUCCUGUGAAUGAGGUCACCUUACAGCUGGACGAGCUUGUCGGAUUAUUGACAGCAGAUAGUGAUCAGUGUGUGUAUGUGUGUGUUUUGGCUGUUUGUUGGUACAUGUAUGUUUGUUUGUGUACAGCAGACCAAAACUUGUGUGUGUGAAACAAUCACCUGUAAAGUGCCUUAAAUUGAACCGGUGUGAUGCUGGACUGGAUAAACUGGUGAACUGGUGAAGGGAACCAGUGUGUGGUGAUGAUAAAUAAAAGAACUGAACUUG